This is a messenger RNA of Rhinolophus ferrumequinum (greater horseshoe bat), 1367 nucleotides long. RefSeq names its product UPF0600 protein C5orf51. Gene Ontology annotation, biological process: mitophagy. The coding region runs from base 11 to 892 and encodes 293 amino acids. NCBI's taxonomy places the organism in Eukaryota, Metazoa, Chordata, Mammalia, Chiroptera, Rhinolophidae. The transcript has a single exon. The record is from RefSeq and is a predicted model, not a curated record.
UGUUGUGGCUAUGGCGGCCUCAGGCUCUAGUGUGGUGAGGCGAGUGGAGGAACUCGGGGACCUAGCUCAGGCCCACAUACAGCAACUUAGCGAAGCCGCCGGUGAAGACGAUCACUUUUUAAUUCGGGCCUCUGCAGCUCUUGAAAAAUUGAAACUCUUGUGUGGAGAAGACAAAGAAUGUUCAAGACCAUCAAAUCUACUAGAACUGUACACACAGGCUAUUUUGGACAUGACAUAUUUUGAGGAGAACAAACUAGUAGAUGAAGAUUUUCCUGAAGAUUCUUCAGAGAAAGUAAAAGAGCUGAUCGGUUUUCUUUCUGAACCAGAAAUUUUAGUUAAAGAAAAUAAUAUGCAUCCAAAACACUGUGAAUUGCUUGGGGAUGAACUCCUGGAAUGUCUUUCUUGGCGACGAGGAGCCCUACUUUAUAUGUAUUGUCAUUCUCUGACCAAAAGGAGAGAGUGGCUCACGAGAAAAUCUAGUUUGCUUAAAGAGUACCUUGUUGAUGGAAUCAGUUACUUGCUACAGAUGCUAAAUUAUCGGUGUCCUAUCCAAUUAAAUGAAGGAGUUUCUUUCCAAGACCUAGACACAGCUAAGUUACUGAGUGAAGGAAUAUUUAGUGACAUUCAUUUGCUGGCUAUGAUGUACAGUGGAGAAAUGUGUUACUGGGGAUUGAAGCAUUGUGCAGAUCAACAGCCAGAAAAUCAUGAAGUGGAUACUGGUGUUUCUGGAGCAAGCUACACUACACACAAAGAACCCUUGGAUUUCCGAGAAGUAGGAGAAAAAAUUUUGAAAAAGUAUGUAUCUGUGUGCGAAGGACCCCUGAAAGAACAAGAAUGGAAUACAACAAAUGCAAAACAAAUUUUAAACUUCUUUCAGCAUCGCUCUAACUAGUAAGUUCAUCUAGUCCUUAUUGAACAGAAAAACAAAAGACUCUUCCAUUUCAUGGAAGAGUCCUAGAAAAGAAGACAUGUUGACACUGAAUUUAAGAGCGUCACACUACAUAAAGAUGUCCAGCAUGGUUAACUGUUUUUAAAUGCCCUCACCAUCUUUCACUAUAUUCUUAAACCUGUGAAGGAACAAUAAUUUCUAAAAUAGCAUGUAUGUUAUUCUAACUCAGCCUGAACUACAGAUAUCCUGUAACUAAUACUAAGGAGGAUUCCAGUUUAGCUUUACAAAGGUUUUUUUCUAUUACUUCAGAUUAUUUUUUUCCAUUGUGAUAAAAUAUACAUAAAGUUGACCAUUUUAACUAUUUUUAGAUUAUUUUUCAAUCUCCCUGUCUUGAAAUUUGCUAUGCUUCAAAGGUUAAAAUCGAGUCAUCUCACUGCUUUGGCAAAAUUAAAAGUAAUAUUCAGAUUCCAUUUCCAGA